This is a messenger RNA of Pogona vitticeps (central bearded dragon), 5826 nucleotides long. RefSeq lists its product as uncharacterized. The record is from RefSeq and is a predicted model, not a curated record. Lineage: Eukaryota; Metazoa; Chordata; Lepidosauria; Squamata; Agamidae.
UGUCCGCCCGUCUACCGUGCUGGUGGCCGUUUCUUCGGGUAUUACCAAAAAUCCGAUUUUUAUUGGGCUGCAAAUCCCUUUUCUCUGAAGGAUUGUUGCCUUUUUAAAAAAUUUUUUUGCAAAAGGCUCCUUUUGCUGCCCUUGCAGCUGUUUUUCUUCGGGAGCGACGUUGGCUUGACCUGGAAAACAUCCUCUGGGUGAGACCUAUCCUUACCUUCACCUCCCCUUCGUGGGAUGGUAUGGAAGAAGAAAGAAUAUAUCUGGAAGUGGCGCUCAGAAUUCCGUAGAGGCAACCUCUCAUUAAGAUAACUUGCCCCCAAGGACGGGGUCUUAGACAGUACCAAGCUCAAAGUGCUGCCAGCCAAAGUGGAGCUGAAAUCAUCUUUCUAGAUGCAAGGAGGAAACAUGGAGAAGGGAUUAGAGGGCCCAGGGAUUGCCCCCCGCAUUGUAGAGGUGAUGUACUUUAAAGGGUUCCCAAAACAGGCCACACAGCAGCCAGAUAUGGGUUUGCCACAGCAAUGGGAGGCCCAGUGGCAAGAGUUUCUUAGGAUGCUCCAGCCUUCUCACCUGGGGCAGGGGAUCCCUCAGCCGACGGAUGCUGUGCCGUGGGAUGAUGCCAAGUCUUUCCUGAGUGCUUUUGAGCAAGUGGCUGAAGCCUGCCGGUGGCCUCGGGAAGAUUGGGUGGGCCGCCUUGUGCCGGCGCUGAGAGGUGGAGUCGAGCAGUACAUUUGCCAACUGGAACCCAUGGACCGGCUCGAUUACCAGAAGGUGAAGGGGGCCAUCUUGAAAUCUGACAUCGUCCGGAUGGAGUUGAAACGGCAGCACUUCCGGCAGUGCAGUUACCAGGAACUCGAAGGGCCCCGGAGGGCUUACGACCAGCUCCAGGAGCUGUGUCGUCAGUGGCUGAAGCCGGACAGGCACUCUAAGGAGCAGAUCCUGGAGCUGAUCAUCCAGGAGCAGCUUCUGGCCACGCUGCCGCCGGAAGUCCAGAGCUGGCUGCGGGAAUGUGGGCCUCAGAACUGCAUCGAGAUGGUCGCCUUGGCAGAGGAUUUCCUGAUGGGCCAUCGACGGCCCAGGAUGUGGGACCGGCAGGUGCCCAUUCCAGAGAUGAAUGCAAGUUCCCUGGAGGCAGAGCGGUUGCCCAGACAGCAGUGUGGGGGAGUGAUUCAUCAGGGCAAUCUGAUAGCCAACGAAGUGACACCCUCCAGGAACUCUAGUGUGGACCUUCGUCCCAAAGAACCGCAGACGGCGGAGGUUGGGCUCUCUACGGAACCUGUGGCUGUGAAAGAAGAGUUUAACCUUGAUCAAAAAGCCACACCUUGGGAGUUCAUGCAGGAGAGCAGCGGUGGGAGCAACAAUACUUCAGGACUUUCGGUUGUCCCAUUUGAGUCCACUUCUCAUCUGGAUCAGCAGCGAGCCACCUUUGCAUCGAGCCCCGAGCCUGCAGAAUCCAUUCUCAGCACCUUCUUAGGUGGCAGAUUCCCAAGUGAGAUUAAAACAGAGGAUACAGAGGAUUCAGAUAUGGAUAAUUCUUACGAGCCCUUUCCAGAAAAAUUCCCUGAUGCCGAUUCCUUGGAUCUUGAGACAGACCCGCUCAGUUCUGGAAGAAUGCUGCCACCGAAUGCGGAGCACAGAACAUCCCCACGACGUCGCCGGAAAACCCUGAAAAAGAAAGGCGGUAAGGUUUAUCCGCCGGAGAAGCGGCACGUUUGUUCCGAUUGCGGGCACAGAGCCUAUUAUCUCUCCGACAUGCUGAGGCAUAUGAACAAGCACUCGAAGGAAAUUUACGAGUGCCUUGAGUGUGGGAAAACUUACAAAGGGCUCUUAACGUUUGAGAACCACCAGAAAACCCACAGGCCCCCAGACGAACUUGGCCCCAGCGAGAAAGGGAGGAAGACAAAGACUUCUCAAACUAUGGAAAACUAUAAGUGCCCCGAGUGCGGGAUCAUCAAAGCGACAAAGGUUGGUCUGACAGAACAUAUGAAGGUCCACUCGGAGGACAAACCUUACCAAUGUCCGGAAUGUGGCCAAAACUUUAAGUGGCAGUCCAACCUUUCCAGGCAUCGAAAUCUCCACAAGUUCCGAGAAAUCCUUCCGCUCAGGUCUAGAGUUAUUUCUGAACCAAAAGAGAUUAACUCGGAGCCCCACAAGGAUUUCACGGAGGUCCUCUCGCUGCACCCUGCCGUUAACGAACCAGAUCCUGUUUCAAGGCUUCGCCCGAGGAAACCUGAAGAGCCUGAGGCACCGCCCCUCCGGCGCGGGAUCAAAACUCUCCGGGUUGUGUUGACGAAACUGGCGAACACUCGGAGUGGGAAAGUACACCGUUGCACUGAAUGCGGGUACAAAUCCAACUGGUUGUCGGUGCUGGUUAAUCAUAUGAGAGUCCAUACAAAGGAAAGACCCUACACAUGUCAGGGAUGCAAGAAGAAUUUCCGGUAUUCAUCAAGCCUUCGUAAACAUCAAAAAUACGUGUGCUCCCAAGAUUGGCUGGCAGCCGGAGACUCUCUUGCAGAGCAGACCUAUGGAGAUGGCGAAGCAUCGAGGAGGAUAACGAGCUCUCUGCAGGAGAAUAUCAACCCGGAAACGUCUUCAAGGGGGCCUACAGUGGAACCCACGGAGCUCCUCUCGAAAAAGACGCACCCCUGUUCCAAAUGUGAAUACAGAGCCGAAUCACUCACUGACCUUAUUAAACACCUCCGCAUCCAUAUAGGGGAAAAGUCCUACAAAUGCCAUACAUGUGGAAAAGUUUUUCGGUCUCCAUCAAGCUUUGCGAAACACUGGCAGACCCACAAAGACACCAGUUCCCACUUAGUUCCCAACAGCUCCAGUUUCGACACUGCUACGCCCGCUGUUGCAGAAUGUGACGUAACACUUAGCGAUGAUGAGGAGUUGAUUAAUGUUCUGGCCAAAAAAUCAGCAGGAAAAUCUGGCCGUCCUGCUGCUCCAAAGGGCAAGGUGUCAAAAACCAAGGCCCAUCAAAUGGUACAGCAGAGAAAAAGAAGGGCCACUGAGACAUUGAAAAACGCGGAAGGGUCAAAGAAAAGCAGAUAUGAUACGCUCGAGAAAAAACACAAAUGCCCGGAUUGCCCACAUCGAGCUUACUACUUAUCCGAUCUGCUGAGACACCAGAGAGUCCAUACGCGUGAGAAACCCUACAAAUGCCCCGAUUGUGGCAAAUCCUUCACUCAAAAGUCUGCCGUCACAAAUCACCAGAAAACCUGUCAGAUCCAGGGCAACAAAAAGCCGGAGGAAAAGAUUAAAAAACACAACGGAAAGAAGAAAUACACGUGUUCCAGAUGUGGACACAAAACAUACAAACUUUCGACUCUUCUGGUCCACUUGAGAACCCACUUGGGCGAGAAACCUUUCAAAUGCCAAGACUGCGGGCAAAGCUUCACCCAGAGUUCAAACCUUUCUCGGCACAGGAGGCUUCAUAAGGCUCCAGAAAACACCGGCAGCCAGGAAACUUCUCCUUCCAACCUUUCAGAAAAUACUGCAGGAAACGAGGUGCUUCCGCUAAUCAAGGUGAAGGAGGAAGAACUGGAGCUGGAAAUAACGCCGGAGGGUGAUCAGAUCCCGGCCGUCGCCCCCAGGGAUACGAGUGCGAUCGCUACUCUCAGUCAGCGGUGGCGGUACAAUAGGGAGGAAAAGGAGAUAGUUCCAGAAGGAGGCUUCAAACUUGUCGAGCCGAAAAAGGAGAAAGAUGACGAAGAGCUAGGCAAACCUGAGGAACCUCUAAAGGACGAAACCACGGAAGCUUGCAACAAGCCCAGCGAACUGCAAAAGGAGGCGGAGGCAGAGAAGCUGGCAGAAAAGCUGAGAGAUGAGUUAGUCAAGAAAGAAGUGACCGUCCGAGCGAUGCUGGAAAAGUUUGCAUACUGCAAAGGCCGGGAGACCGAUCCCGGCAAGACAGAGUCGGAGACCACCCCGGCGGUCCAGGAGGGAGAGAAGCCACCUUCCAAAGAGGCCACAGGUGGAGAAGACCCUCUCCAGGAGGAUGCCAAGAAGAACAUCAUCAUGCCCAUCCUCUGUGACCAGUGCGGGGAGGGCUUUUCGAAGGACAGCGAGCUGGUCAGGCAUCAACUCAGCCACCACUGGGAGUGAAACCUCACCGUUGCCCGAGGGUUUCUUUUUUGCAAAGAUGAUUUUGGGAGCCCUCUGAGAGCGCCUGACUUUUUUUAGCCGACCCGUGCGUGUCCCGAGUGUGGGAAAAUCCCUUUGUCCUGCUCAGUCUGCCACCGAGGCACCGUAAUUGUCCUGCCGGACAGUCUCUCUUUAGAAACCCAUCGCAUGGACCCACACAAGAAGGAAUGGAAGGACAGGCAGAAGCCUGUGUGCGAAUGUCGCAGAUCGAUUUUUGCACUGGCCUUUAGAUCUCGUCCCUUUUCUUUUUCAGGCCCUUUCCCACACCAGGUUGAAGUACCUGCCUGUUUGCACCCAGGUCAUACCCACCCUCCUUUCCUGUUGUGUUUUUUCACGUGCAUAUUCUUAACCAACCUGUUGUGAAUACAGUGGGUUCUUUUUUAUUAUUAUUACUGAACUCCCAUCUAAACCCUGAGGGUUCCAGUAUCCCACUGGUAUUUCCAGCCAGAGUAGACCCAUUGACUCAGCAGAGUUUAUCGAAGUGUUACUUCCCUUUCAGUGAUUUUGAGGUCGUGGGUCUGCUCUCAUUGGGACUGGAGUCGGAGUUAAGGCAGAGACCGCAGCGUCUGCUCUACCGCUACCUCUUUAACAGGGGUUCAAUCUACAGCAAAGGCCAAUGGAUCAUGUCUACCUCUUUCUCCAGAGAAGGACCAGCUGCUGAUGGAUGCCGCUCAGGCAGGAGUGGGGCAGGUAUAGUGAGUGAGGGCAGGGAUGGGGAUAAGUGAGGAAUCUUCCAACAGCACGUGAGUUUUGUGUGGUGACACGGCUCCGAGCAGUUGGAAUGUUCAUGAACAGUCUUUGGGUUGUUGUUUUCCCCCCUCCACCAUUGCACUCGUGUGUAAGAAUUAUUUAUUUUGUUUCCAAAUUAGCUGAAAACUGAGCAUUGGCAGCCUGCUAGAUACAGAAUUUCCAAAGGCUUUGUCCUUUGUUUUACCUCAGGUUAUUCUCCUUCCCUGUUCCUUCUUGUUGCGUAUCAUACGGAAGAGACAGACACCAUUCUAUUGUCUCUGUAAAUCUGAAAAAUAAAAUUGAAGUAAAUGCAUUCCAGAACUGGAUUUGAUUUUAGAAGGCAAAGUUUAAAGGAGGGAGUGGAAAUUCAUAAGGAUUCAUCUGGAAGAAAAAUCCAAUUAAUAAAUAAUUUUUUGAGGACCUCUGAAGAAAGUGGUUCCAGAGGACCUGCUCUGAAGACCUCCAUCAGAGCGUCCAUGUGCCAACAGAAGUUUACAAUCCCUAACUUUUGUGUUCCUUUACCACGGAAGUGGAGAACCUUUGGCUUGCUUGAACUACAAUGCCCAUCUUCCAUUCCCAUUGACUGUUUCAGCUGAGGCUUCUGGGUGUUGGGAUGCAUUUAAACAGCAAGGGAAGGGGUAGAUAAGAAAGCCAUCUUCGAUCCAUAUUUUUUGUAAAGCAUUGUUUUAUGUUAAGUUUUAAAUUAAUAACAAAUACCUGCGGUGGGGAGGGGCACUGUACAAAUUAAUUCACAUUUAGAAAUGAGGAAGAAAAUGGGAGGGGGGGACAAAAGGAACACAGGAUGUACAGAAAAAGUUAGAAGAUGCAAUAUGCUCUAUACUUAAGAGUUUUUAGAAGACUCAGAUGCUGAAAGGAGAUCAUCAUACAGUGGUGCCUCGCUUAAUGAGCGCACCAUAUAACGAUGAAUCCGCAUAGCGAUCCCGUUUUCGGGAU